This is a messenger RNA of Periconia digitata, 854 nucleotides long. The record is from the annotation of a GenBank genome assembly. Lineage: Eukaryota; Fungi; Ascomycota; Dothideomycetes; Pleosporales; Periconiaceae.
CUCUCCAAGGACCAAAAUCUUUCAUGUUCAUCAAAAGAAAUCCACAAUGCCUCAUCAGCUCCUGCCACCUCUCGUUGGCGAUUGGUAGUGGAGUUGGCUUCAAGAGUACAUUGGGGGUCACUGAUCGACGGAUUGAAGUCAACAGAAAAGCUUUCAGGGCGGCUUACUCAAUGGCGGCAAAGCGGAGAAAGAAGACGCGGCUGGGGAAUAAUUGUGGCGCAACGACGUAAGCUUGUCGAGCUUGUUCCGACUACAAUGACGUCCUUCUUGCUCGUUAACUUCGAUAGUGCGAUCAUGGGACUUUUUCUGUGUUUCUAAUGGACUAUUAGGAUAGCUUGAUUGUGCAUUUCCCGUUUCUUUUUCAAAUCGUUUCGCGUUAUUGAAUAUGGGAAUUCCGAGGCGAGACCGGGUAAUAUUGGAGUCUCAUAACUGUUGGGUACAUGUAGUACACAACAUUUUAAUGUACCAUUCCUCGGGCACAAUGGUGUUAACAAACAUAACCCGCCCCUUUACACACACGCUUAGAAGCAACACUGUCACUUGAAAUAUUGAUCUCUAGCUGCCUGUGCAAACACAAUUUGUAUCAUUUAUAAAAUGGUAGUCACGUGACCUCGAAGCAGACCCAGUACCCAAUGAGGAUGAGACAGGCGGAAGGACACUCACCUUCAUUCCUCUCGGCCUUACAAGAGAUGUCCAGUACUAACAAUCGUAAUUUUUUAUAAGGAUAAUCUUGUCUCCGAAGUUUUCGACAUAAAUGGGCCUGUUCAUUGACCGCUUCCUUCAUACUUGCACAAACACUCUCACGAUAUCUGUUUGCUACGCCGGAUUUUUCUAUUCAAUCUACGAAGAAUUUU